Messenger RNA from Chenopodium quinoa (quinoa), 2171 nucleotides. RefSeq lists its product as uncharacterized. The transcript is spliced from 10 exons. The record is from RefSeq and is a predicted model, not a curated record. NCBI's taxonomy places the organism in Eukaryota, Viridiplantae, Streptophyta, Magnoliopsida, Caryophyllales, Amaranthaceae. The coding region runs from base 272 to 2041 and encodes 589 amino acids.
AUUCGAUUAUUCGUUGCUUAAAAUAUGCCAACUGCUUUAUCCAACAUUUUUCAUUUUUUAAAAACCGUUAACAUCAUCAAUACAAUUGCGCAUCACUACUUUCCGUUUGUUUACCCCACUUAGCGUAAUCACAAGCAAAGAACAACACUCACUAAAGUAGGAUUUUCUUGGUACACUCAAAUGGGGUUACUACUCAUAAACCAAUUUCACAGAUGUUUUUUCUUCUACUAAUCUUCUUUGAUCGAUUUUUCCCACAAAAUUUGUGCCAUUCAUGGAGCCUCCAACCGGAAUUUGGGCUUCUCUUUUGCAGUUUUUACGCUUUCUCCCUUUUUUUAUCGGUCUUCUUCUUCUGGGUACAAUCAAAGGUAUAUUGUUUUGCCCUUUGAUAUGUUUGUUAAUGACUGUGGGGCACAGCGCACUCAUCCUGGGUCUUUGGCCAGCGCACCUUUGUUGGACAUAUUAUUGUGUUGUAAGAGCUAAGCAAGUGGGACCUGUGUUGAAGCUUGUGUUGUGCCCUUUGAUCUUUGUUGUUUUAAUUAUCUGGCCUGUGGUUGGCAUUGUUUCAAGUAUUAUAGGAGGUGCAGCAUAUGGCUUUCUUUCACCAGUAUUUGCGACGUUUGAUGCUGUUGGAGAACGAAAGGAAAACGAAUUUUAUCAUUGUGUCUAUGACGGGACUUGGAGUACAAUUCUCGGUUGUUUUACUGUUAUUAGAGAUUUCAAAGAUGUUUGUUUUCAUUCGUAUUUUUCAAUCAUGGAUGACCUACGAGAUCGAGGUCCUCCAGAUGCAAAGUAUUAUGAAAUAAGAAUACUUUAUCUUCCUGGAGCAAUUUUAGCUGGUGUCCUUGGUCUUUUGGUUGAUAUCCCAGUUAUCACAAUCAUUGCCUUGUUCAAAAGCCCUUACAUGCUUUUUAAGGGGUGGAAACGUUUGCUACACGACCUUAUUGGACGUGAAGGUCCUUUCCUCGAAACAAUAUGUGUCCCCUUUGCUGGUCUUGCUAUUCUUCUUUGGCCACUAGCUGUUGUUGGAGCAUUGAUGGGUUCGAUGGUUUCCAGUGUCUUUCUAGGUGCUUAUGCAGGGGUGAUUGCUUAUCAGGAGUCUUCUCUCAUGAUGGGGCUUCGCUAUAUUGUGGCUUCCCUGGCCAUUUAUGACGAGUACAGCAAUGAUGUCCUUGACAUGUCUGAGGGAACUUGCUUUCCAGGGCUCUCUUAUCGGAAGAAAGAUCCAUCAAUACAGACUCAAUCCCGUACACCAUCUUUUUCAAGGCCCAAUUCUUUCCAGAAGAUGCCCUCUCAUAAUGGUUCUUUUAAGCGUCCUACGGUCGACUUAAAGCCAAUUGAGUUACUAGAUGGCUUGUUUAAAGAGUGCCAUCGCCAUGGUGAAGUGCUGGUUUCUGAAGGGAUAAUUUCCAUGAAGGACAUUGAAGAUGCAAAAUCCGGCAAAGAUAACCAGGGUGUUUUUAUCAUUGGUUUACCUGCGUAUUGCAUCUUACAAAUGCUUAUACAGUCGGCAAAAGUUAAUUCACCUGGUUUGCUGCUAAGUGAUAACACUGAAAUAACUAGCACUAAUAGACCAAAAGAUACGUUCUUUGAUUGGUUCCUCAACCCACUUUUGAUCAUGAAAGAACAGAUUAAAGCAGAAAAUCUUUCACCAGCAUUGGAAGAUUAUCUUGGUAAAUUGGUUUUACUAAGCGGAUAUCCUGAGAGACUUCGAAGUUUUUGCACUGUAAACAUCUCUGAAAAUGAAGUCAAAAUAGCAGAACUUGAGGCAUUGGCUAGAAGGCUUCGAGGAAUCACAAAAUCAAUAUCAAGAUAUCCUACUUUCAGGCGCCGUUUUGAAACUCUUACCAAAUCUUUAUUGGACAAUAUGGCAAAAAAGAGUGGCAGAAACCAUGCAAGCAAUGGAACUGGAUCAGCUCCAAGGACACGAAGUAGCAUUGUUCGAUACCUAAGUGAAAGAUCAUUUAAACGUAGUAAAAGUGAUAGCAAUUCUGAUAUUGAUUUCCAUAAUCCCAUUGAGAAGGAUGUGGAGAUACAACGAUGAUCAAAUUGUGUGAGUUCGUUUGUACAGAAUUGUUGUAUUGUAUAUGCAAUUUUAACUCAGAUUUCAGAGGUCUUUGAUCUUUAUUUUAACGCGUUGAUAAUCUUAGUAAAGUUGUAUAAUUUAACAAUCA